AUGGUUUUAAUAAAAGUACAAAACAAUAAAGCAAAAAAUACUAAUGAAAAUUCUUUUUUUCCAUUUUAUUUUAUUUUAUAUGGUGAUAUACAAUAUGGGAUGAUAAGAUCAAAUAAAGGAUGGUAUGAAGAAAGAGCUUUAUUAAAAAAAGCAAUAGAAAAAACAAACAAAUUAAAACCGCCAUUUGUAAUAGCAAUGGGUGAUUUAGCUAAUGCAUAUCCUUCUAAUAAAGAACAGAAUGAGCAGUUUAAUGAUCUUAAAGAAGAUUUUAAACUUUUAGACAAAUCAAUUGAUUUAUAUGUAUUUUGCGGAAAUCAUGAUGUUGGUAAUUCACCAACUUGUGAAACUGUUAAAGGAUUUGAAGAUGUAUGGGGAGAUUGUUAUUAUGAUUUUAUUUAUAAUAAUUGCGGUUUCAUAAUUUUGAAUUCACCCGUUUUAUAUGACCAUGCCAAUGUUGAAAGUUUAAGAGAUAAUCAAUUAAAAUGGCUAGAAGGAACAUUAAAUAAAAUGCAAUCAUUAAAUGUAAAGUAUAAAUUUAUUUUCAUGCAUCAUCCACUUAUGUACAAUAACAUAGAUGAAGAUGAAAACAUUGGUUUAAUUUAUAUUGAUAAAAUCCGAUUGUAUACAGAUAAAAGCCAUUUUCAUAUAAAAAAAGAAACAAGAUUAAUUAUAUAUGAGUUAAUGAAAAAAUAUAACGUUAGUCAUAUUUUCUGUGCUCAUUUGCAUUUUAAUAAAGAAGAUAAAAUUGAUUCAAAUAUAAAACAAAUAGUCACUUCUGCUGUUGGUAUGCAAGUAAGAAAUGAAAAAUCAGGAAUUCUUAUCGUUCAAGUUAACGAAAAAAAUGUUGAUUAUAAAUACUAUCCUUUUGAUUAUGUUCCAAACGCAAUAUUUAUUUGA
Molecule: messenger RNA, 897 nt
Organism: Plasmodium relictum
Lineage: Eukaryota; Apicomplexa; Aconoidasida; Haemosporida; Plasmodiidae
Gene: CPPED1
Product: serine/threonine protein phosphatase CPPED1, putative
Exons: 1
Coding region: 1-897 (298 amino acids)
Molecular function (GO): hydrolase activity
Source: RefSeq, a predicted model, not a curated record